Drosophila rhopaloa is the source of this 3027-nucleotide messenger RNA. RefSeq names its product autophagy-related protein 13 homolog. The transcript has a single exon. Gene Ontology annotation, cellular component: cytosol; phagophore assembly site; Atg1/ULK1 kinase complex. The record is from RefSeq and is a predicted model, not a curated record. Gene Ontology annotation, biological process: protein localization to phagophore assembly site; mitophagy; autophagosome assembly. Lineage: Eukaryota; Metazoa; Arthropoda; Insecta; Diptera; Drosophilidae. Bases 303 to 1874 code for a protein of 523 amino acids.
UGGCCAACGCUGACGCUGACUGUGAUGAAAAUAGUGGGAGUGAUCUUGCGUACAAACAAAAACAAGGAAUCGCAGUGAAAGGGCGUUGCAGUGCAAAUGACAGUGUUUUGGCAAAAUGCCCGGGCAAGUUUUAAUGAUGUUUAGCAGUGCCUAGAAAGCAAAGUGCGCGACGCUAAAACGCAAGAAUCGCGAGAAAUCAAAACGCGGAAAUAGAAAAGUGAAAAAAAACCAAAACGCAGACAGCGAACUUUGGACACAGACAAUCGCAAACACACACGGGAAAACAAAGAAAAACCGAAGAAAUGUCGGCGCAGCGACCAAAUGCAGCGGAGCGGGAUCUGGAGAAGUUCAUCAAGUUCCUGGUUUUGAAGUCCACCCAGGUGGUGGUCCAAUCCCGGCUGGGCGAGAAGAUGCAGACGCAGUGCAAUCCACUGGCGGGCAGCGACUGGUUUAACAUUGCUGGCCAGGAUCAUCCCGAGGUCCUGGACGAGACCAAGCGGGCCCUGAACCUGAAAACCGGAGAGAGCAUCCUGCAGCGGCUGCCGCUGUGCGUGGAAAUCUCCCUGAAAACCGCCGAGGGCGACCAGAUGGUCCUUGAGGUGUGGUCGCUCGACCUAAUCGCACCCCAGAAUGGCUCCUCCCCAGCCACAAACGAGCUGAACCCCGAGGGCCAGACCCUGAAAGCAGCCCACGCAAUCUACAACCGCAUGGGCAUCAUGCUUAAGUCCCUCAUCUCGCUGACCCGAACCACCCCCGCCUACAAGCUGUCCCGUCGGCAGUGCCCCGAUUCGUACGGCAUUUUCUACAGGAUCUACGUGGACAGGCCACAGGUACACACCCUGGGCGAGGGCCAUAAGCACGUGAAGAUCGGCCAGCUCAACACCAUUGUGGGCUCGCUCGUGAUGUCCGUGGCCUAUCGCACCAAGUUGACCAUCUCUCCCACGGCUGCCCAGGCGGAGAGCAACACCAUCAUGCUGAAAUCGGAUCACUUCAGGCCCGCCACAGAUGCCAGUUCCCCUGGCAACCUGCAGCAACAUCAAAAUGGAACUGCAUUGCCCAAAAAGCUGGGCUUUGGCGGUCUAAAUCCCAUUCAAAAUGCCACAGAUCGUCGCUUUAUCGACAUUGAAAAGCCUCUGCGUCCGGGAGCCUUCACCGAUAUGGGCAAACUAAAGCAGUACACGGAGGAUGACUUUGUGCUCCCCGAAACGCCGCCUUUUGAGUGGCUUCUACGUGGACGUGGUUCUGUGGAGUCCCUCAACCGCCUGGAUAACAAUACAACCGCCAGUGUGCUCAGCAGCAAUAACAACAAUAAUCCACAGGAGAGUAAAUUCAACCAGAGCAGCAAUCUCAACAAUAACUCCACGGGCUUCAAGAGUUUUGAAAAGAACUCUGGAAACUCAGUGUCACCCAUCAAGAGCCUUCUGAUCCCCGCCAGCGUCACAACCACGUAUCGUCACCAUUCGGAACCCGCGCUACAACCCCCGCCCGAUGAUGAUAAUCUGCUCAAGGAGCUGCACUUUCCCUUCGCCUCGCCAACGUCGCAUGUCAACGAUCUGGCCAAGUUCUACAGGGAAUGCUACCAUGCGCCACCGCUGAAGGGUCUCAACGAACUGCAGGCAGAGAUCUCUUCGGUUUCCUUAACCACACCGGCAACAAAUGGCUCCGGCGGAGGAGCAGCGUGUGGUCCCACGGCAGCGGCGACGGCGAUUGCCAGUAGUGCCGCCGAUGCCAGCGCCAUGGAUGAUCUGUCCCGGCAACUGGAGCAGUUCGAGACCUCUCUCGAGGAUUACGACAAGCUGGUCUCGCAGUUCGGACUCACGGGCUCCUCGUCGACGGGCAGCCGCAGCAGCGGUGGCCUCCAAAUGAGCAACUGAGUCGGAUUAUACCCCCAGACGUGUCAUUAGUUAGUCCUUAUUUAUAAAGGGGCGGUCAAUGUGCGAGGACAAGGAUAAACUGAAAAGGGAGAAAACUAUUUUAAGAGAACUGCAUGGAAAAGUAUAGGUAAAAGGCUAUUUUUGUUUAUUGUAUUCUGAAAGAGGUAACAAAUAUUCCGUAGUUUUGACUUAUUUAAAAGGGAAGCAUCUAAGAAUUUUUGCUGUACAAUCUCUUACUAACGGAGCGGAAUAUUUAUUUGUCUACCUUAUCAGCUUUAACAUAUUUCAUAUAUUUAAUCUGUCAGUUUAUUAUGAAAGUUUGAAAGAUAAUUACAAAUCUUACCCUUUAGAUUCACUUAAGCCUUUUCUUAAAAGUGUCCAAAGAUUGAAAACUAAAAAUUUGACCCGCCCCACUAUUUAUGUAUGCCAUUGUGUUAAGUUGAGUUGAUAGGCUGCUUUUUGAUAUUACCCGCUAUGUAAAUACUAUAUAUAUAGGCUUUUGUAGGCUCUAGGUCCGUCUAAGUUGUACAUAGGAGUAGAGAGCUCAUGGCACGUUUCAAAGUUUCCGAUGCAGCAGUUUAGACCUUAGCCACAAAUACAUAAGUAAGUGCCACAUGCAUAUGCAUAUAGACGGCUAUAACUUGUGCAAAUCGUAGUAAGUUGGGCGUACUCGUCGCGUGUUUGUUUGUUUGUUUCUUUGUUCAAGUGCCUUUCGCCUGCUUGUAAGUGAAAAAAAAUCAUAUAUGUACAUAAAUAACUAUAGAUAACAGCAAUUAAUCAGAAAGCUAAAAGGUUCAUUUCUGUUGUAAGUGAGCAAAAACGCCAGAUGGCCGAUUAAAAAACGUACUGUUCGAUCUAUGCAAUGCAUAACCACUAAUCGAAAAAGCGAAACUAUUUGAAAGACUUGAAGCAUAACGAAAUAUAUCUAUCCUAACUUAGUUGGUACUGUCAGGAAGUUGAAAAGAACAGCUAGUGUUUUCUUUUAUCUUUAAUCGUUGGUCGCUUUUGCCUAUUUAUUGGUUUUGAAAUUGCUAAAUUAUGCCUACAUAUGUGAAUCGAAAUUCGAGUAUACAUUAAAAAUACACUAAACAAUAAGAAAAUUUAUACAUACAUAUAAACAAUGAAUAAAAGCAAUUGUUAAUCAAGACACUAA